Molecule: messenger RNA, 2239 nt
Organism: Centropristis striata (black sea bass)
Lineage: Eukaryota; Metazoa; Chordata; Actinopteri; Perciformes; Serranidae
Gene: tollip
Product: toll interacting protein
Exons: 6
Coding region: 196-1023 (275 amino acids)
Biological process (GO): ubiquitin-dependent protein catabolic process
Cellular component (GO): cytoplasm
Molecular function (GO): ubiquitin binding; ubiquitin conjugating enzyme binding
Source: RefSeq, a predicted model, not a curated record
AGGAAGAAGAAGAAGGAAAAACAAAAAACACUGCGCUUCCGGGUCAAAUCCGAGGAACCUAAACAUUUCUAGGUUCCUUGGUCCAGUCUGAAUUAAUCCCAGCACAGGUUGUAAAAGUUGUCAGUUCAUUGUGUCAGAAGGUCCAUGAUUAGAGAAGACUCCAGACUCUAUCCGGCCACACAGUGAAGAGACGCCAUGGCGACCACCAUCGUUACUCAGCGGGGACAGGUGUACAUUGGGGAGCUUCCCCAGGACUUCCUGCGGAUCACCCCCACCCAGCAGCAGCAGCAGGUCCAGAUGGACGCCCAUGCAGCCAGGCAGCUGCAGUUUGGAGGCUCAAUAGGCACUGUGGGGCGACUCAGCAUUACUGUGGUCCAGGCCAAGCUUGCUAAAAACUACGGUAUGACCCGGAUGGACCCGUACUGCAGGAUCCGUUUGGGCUAUGCAGUCUACGAGACACCCACUGCUCACAACGGGGCCAAGAACCCACGGUGGAACAAGGUGAUCCAGUGCACGGUGCCUCCUGGGGUGGACUCCUUCUACCUGGAGAUCUUUGAUGAGAGAGCGUUCUCCAUGGAUGACAGGAUAGCAUGGACACACGUCACCAUCCCUGAAGGCCUGAGGGAGGGCAGUGUGGUGGACGAGUGGUUCAGCCUCAGUGGCAGGCAGGGCGAUGACAAGGAGGGCAUGAUCAACCUAGUCAUGUCUUUUGCCUCCUUACCAGCAGGGAUGAUGACUCAGCCUGUGGUCCUAAUGCCCUCUGUUUAUCAGCAAGGAGUGGGAUAUGUGCCCAUUGCAGGAGUGCCUGCAGUCUACAACCAGGGCAUGGUGCCCAUGGCUAUGCCAGCAGCUGUGCCAGCUGUUGGGGGCCAGGUGUCGGUGUGCAGCGAGGAGGACCUGAAGGCUCUGCAGGACAUGUUCCCCAACCUGGAUAAGGAGGUGGUCCGCACUGUGCUGGACGCACAACAGGGCAACAAGGAUGCUGCCAUCAACUCUCUGCUGCAGAUGGCUGAAGAGCUCUAACCGCAGAACACAAUCUCAUAGCAGACACACCAACGUGCACGCUCAAACACGCACAUGCACACACACACACACACACACACGCACACACACGCACACACACACACACACACACACACACACACAGCCUCCAAUCUCCCCUGCACACUGCAGCCAUAUCUGAGCUCCCAGGCUUCCUGGUAGCUGUUUGCUCCCCCUUUAUUGACUCCUGGUUUAAAAUGAUAUCAAAAGGCAGAUGUAUUUGGGAUAUUCACGUCAGGAUCCUUAAGGUUUAUGUCACAGUGUGUUUUCAUCCCGCUGACCCCAGGCUUUUACUUGCACUGUUUGAGCUGUAGUGAGUAAAGUUCAGAGUCCAUCUUCUGUUGAUGUUGUUGUUAAUUGGAUGUGUAGAACAUGUCUGCAGCAACUUCUAGUGAACUUCUGCUGUUUUAUAUGUAGCUGUAAAAUGUUUAGUGCAUUCAAAAUCUGAUAAAUUAUUAUGGAUGUAUUAAAUUACCGUAUAUAAAAUUCUAUAUGUACCACAGUGAUUAACAAAUUAUUUCUUUGCAAAGUUUUAUUGAAAUCAUUUUUCAGACAGUGGAGUAACAAUGUAAGGAAAUAUUCUGAAGAAAUGUCCUGUGGAACUUCUUUAAAUAACUGUUGAGUUUUGAUGGAGUGUGAACAUGAUGAGAAUGAAGUUAUGAAUGAUGAAUGAUGAAAUCAGGAUGUCUUACAGCUCAGCCGAAGGUUUUCUGUAGAUAUUGUGACACUAAAGCAUUUCAAUCCAAGGUGUCUACACAGAUACUUUGUUGAAGUAAAGACCUUUACCAGAGUAAUUCAUUCCACUUUCAAUGAGCUAAAUAUCCACAACUGUAUUCAGAAAUAUUAUUGGUAAUUAGUAUAGCUAGUGGCCUGACUUUCAUGGUCCCCAGAAGCUGACUCCUAAUGCUUUUGCUGACCCCACCCCCUCCUUUCCUUUACUAUCACAGCAUAAUGAGGGAAAAGCUUGUUAAUGAUGUAAAAACAGAUUUGGGGAGCUUAUUGGAGAUCGAUAGGUUGAUGUAAUGGACUGUAGUUUCUAACAUUGCAAGCAGAGCUUAACAUGUUUAGUCUUGUUUUUCAGCCACAAUGCUUGUCUGUGUUGUAGUUCUUUAAGCUUUGUAUUGACACUUGUAUGUCACAAGGUCUUGAUUCUAAUGUGCUGUCUGCCAAAGGUUUCAUUAACAUAUGUCUGAUAGUU